Kogia breviceps (pygmy sperm whale) is the source of this 1224-nucleotide messenger RNA. It is a transcript of the gene CENPU, whose product is annotated as centromere protein U. NCBI's taxonomy places the organism in Eukaryota, Metazoa, Chordata, Mammalia, Artiodactyla, Physeteridae. The record is from RefSeq and is a predicted model, not a curated record. Gene Ontology annotation, cellular component: nucleus.
GAGCGGUGGGCCGAGAUGGCCCCGCCGAGGCGAGUUCGGUGCUCGGGUACGAGAUAUUCAAAGAACACUAUAGGAAGAACACAUUCCACGAAAGAUGAAGCUGGCCAAAAGCACAAGCCUACCGAUGUAUUUGAUUUUCCUAAUAAUUCUGGGAUCUCAAGCAUCAGCAGGCUGGGUGAAAAUGAGAAGGAGGAAGAACCCUAUGAAACCUUUGACCCUCCUUUACACAGCACUGCUAUAUAUGCUGAUGAGGAAGAAUUCUCCAAGCACUGCGGGUCAUCUCUCCCCUCAAGUCCUCAAGGAAAAGAAGCAAAAAGAAGUUCGGACACUUCUGACGUUGAAGCAAGUGAAAACGAGUCUGUAAAAAUUAGUGCAAAAAAGCCAGGAAGAAUACUCAAGCCCAUUAGUGAUGAAUCUGAAAGCACUGAAGAAAGUGAUGUAAGAAGAAAAGUUAAACCAGCAGAGAACAUAAGUACACAACGUGAAGCUGUUUCAGCGACAGCAUCUUCAGAACCUUCAGAGAAACCAGCUGAAUCAGUCACGCUUAAAAAGAAAACACAGAAAAAGAAGAUGUUUCGUGGCAAAAGGAAGAAACCAAGAAGUGAAGCCACAGACUUGGAUACUUCCGACUGUGUACCUAUCUGGUGUUUAGAAGAAAAGAAAACCAGUGACAUCAUGGAGUUAGAUGUCGUUUUGUCUGCAUUUGAGAACAUCCUCCUAGAGUAUAAACAAAAAACAGACUCUAGAAUUUGUAAGGAAGCCAUCAACAAAUUUCAUUCUAAUUUGAAAGAAGAACUCAUCAAAAUGCUUGAAGAAGUCCAGAUGUUGAAAACUCUGAAAAGGAAGAACACUAAGAUGAUCUCAGAUAUCGAAAAGAAAAGGCAACGUUUGAUUGAAGUCCAGGAUGAACUGCUUCGGUUAGAACCAGAGCUGAAACAACUACAAAUAAAGUAUGAUGAACUAAAGGAGAGAAAAGCUUCCCUUAGGAAUGCAGCGUAUUUCUUGUCUAAUUUAAAACACCUUCAUCAAGAUUAUUCAGAUAUUCAAGAGAAAGAACCAAAUGUAAAGGAAACGUAUGAUUCAUCCAGCCUUCCAGCUCUGCUAUUCAAAGCAAGACCCCUUUUGGGAGCUGAAAACCAUCUGCAAAAUAUCAACUAUCAAUUAGAGAAGCUCCUUAACCAGAAAUGGGACCAGUCUACUAAAGUGUGCACAUAUAAAGAGUAG